Messenger RNA from Gossypium arboreum, 1824 nucleotides. Its product is annotated as UDP-glycosyltransferase 71K1-like. NCBI's taxonomy places the organism in Eukaryota, Viridiplantae, Streptophyta, Magnoliopsida, Malvales, Malvaceae. The coding region runs from base 102 to 1496 and encodes 464 amino acids. Gene Ontology annotation, molecular function: UDP-glycosyltransferase activity. The record is from RefSeq and is a predicted model, not a curated record. The transcript has a single exon.
UUUUGUUGUCUUGACAUUAUAGUCACAAGUAUAAAUGUCUCAACUCUCAAACACAACAUAAGAGUAAGAAACAAGGAUCCAGCAAAGCUAAGAGUUAAGAGAUGAAGAAAGUAGAGCUCAUAUUCGUUCCAGCGCCAGCAAUGGGGCACUUGGCCUCAACCGUUGAAUUCGCAAAGCGCCUUAUCUGUCGCGAUCAUCGAAUUCGGGUUAUUAUUCUUUCCAUGAAGUGGUUUCCCAGUGCUUCUUUGAAUGCAUACAUCGACUCGCUCACUGCAUUGCAACCUGAUGGAAUCCAACUUAUUGAACUCCCUCAGGUUGCUCUUCCCUCAUUAGAUCCUAAGAAGUCACUCGAAAGUUUCCUUGAUGUAUUCGUACAGUGCUACAUCCCUCCUGUUAGAAAUGCUGUGAGGGACAUUGUAUCAAUGAGAUGCAGCUUGGGUGAAACCCGAGUUGCAGGAUUAGUUCUUGAUCUCUUUUGUUCACCCAUGAUUGAUAUUGCAACUGGUUUUGGUCUUCCUUCUUACCUAUACUUCCCCACAAAUGCAGCCACGUUCGGUCUCAUGGGGUAUCUACCAACCCGACAUACCCCGGAGAGCUCCGAAUUUGAAUGUUCAGAUCCUGAACAUUUGAUCCCAGGAUUUGUCAAUCCUGUCCCUACAUGUGUUCUUCCAUCAGCUGUAUUUUGCAAGGAUGGAGGUUACACUACAUAUGUCAAAGUUGCUGAAAGGUUCAAGGAUGCCAAAGGUAUUAUAAUCAAUACAUUUGAAGAACUUGAGCCUUAUGCUCUAAACUGUUUCUCCAACGGCCAAAACCCUCCAGUUUAUCCAGUUGGACCAGUGAUUAACCUCAAUGGUCUGAGUUACUCAGACUCGGAUGAUAGGGUCAUGAAAUGGCUCGAUGAUCAGCCUCAAUCAUCAGUGGUGUUCCUUUGCUUCGGAAGCAUGGGAAGCUUUAAAGCACCCCAAGUGAAAGAAACUGCCAUGGGGCUGGAGCAAAGUGGGUUCAGGUUCUUAUGGUCCUUGUGUGUGCAACCACCGCAAAAUGAUGCUUCAAAAAUGUUACCGGAAGGGUUUCUGGAAAGGGUACAAGGGAGAGGGAUGAUAUGCAGUUGGGCGCCACAGUUGAAGGUUCUUGCUCACAAAGCAAUAGGAGGGUUUAUAUCUCAUUGUGGUUGGAACUCAAUCCUGGAAAGCUUGUGGUUCGGUGUACCCCUUGUAACAUGGCCUCUGUAUGCUGAACAACAGUUCAAUGCAUUCAAGAUGGUGAAGGAAUUAGGGUUAGCAGUGGAGAUGAGGUUGAACUAUAGGAAAGAUAGUGAUGAAGUGGUGAUGGCAGAUGAGAUAGAGAAAGCUGUGGGGAUGGUAAUAGAUGGUGGAAGUGAAGUGAGAAAGAAAGUAGAGGACAUGGGUGAGAUGGCAAGGAAGAGUGUUAUGGAAGGUGGAACUUCAUUCAAUUCUAUUGGAAAACUGAUAGAGGACAUAAUAGGCAACAACUGAUAUGGAAUCAUUGCUGUUGUUAUUGUACUGUUAAUUUAUUUCACUACAUUUGAGAUUAUAAUGAUAUACAUGCGGUACAACUGAUAUGGGUCACUGCUCCAUUUUCCCUUGUAACCAAACAAUAAUGGAAGAAGUUUUCUUUGUUUCCCUUGCUUUUCUUUUUCACUUUCUUUCAAUCCAAACAUAAAGUAUAAUUAUGUUGUCCUUCUGUUAGUCGCUGGACACUUCGGUGAUUGAUAUCCCUCAGGUUGUAUUGCUAGGACCUUUUACUGCAGCUUGAAGUGGCGUUCUAUGAUGCGAGGGGCUUGUUCUGGAGUUUCUUGGUUAU